UUGCCGAGAAGUGAAAAAUGCUCAUUUCAGAGACUUGGUGACCCCAAGGAUAUUGUAGGAUUGAUAUUCGUCGACAUAGUGAACGAUAUCGCACCAGAGCUCAAGAAAGGAAUUUGGUGUGGAUCGAAUACCGACAGGCAGUCGAAUACUGUAAAAUGCCCAAUUUUGUGGCGGCAUAGUGGCUUCCGAUUUCACCGAACUACAAAUAUGCUCGGCUUCACAGAGAAUGUUUCUGGUGCAUGGCAACUCGUGCGAAAGACCGGGCGAAUUCACGUCAAACAAAGCUUUCUCGAGCAGAAUCAGAAUCAGUUUGAGAAGAAUUACUUUGACGUUGUGAUGACUCCGUUCAUUGAAAAUUUUAUACCAUAUCUCACCGGAGAAAAGGUCAUGCCCGUCCAGGGAGACAAUGAAAAGAAGAAAGUACGUUUCGCCCAAACGUACACUCCCGCACAGGUGACGGAUGUGUGGAAAAGGUUCUUCGGCGUGAUUGCUGCUCAAAUGACUGACUCCUUUCGAGUGGAGCGACAACAAAACACGAACGUCAAAGAGAAGCAGAGCGAAAUAGAGAACACCGCAAGCUCACAGGAACCUAAGAAAGAGGAGCAGAUGUUUGAGGAUCCAUUUUGA
Molecule: messenger RNA, 627 nt
Organism: Cooperia oncophora
Lineage: Eukaryota; Metazoa; Nematoda; Chromadorea; Rhabditida; Trichostrongylidae
Source: the annotation of a GenBank genome assembly